Messenger RNA from Catharus ustulatus (Swainson's thrush), 2167 nucleotides. RefSeq names its product phosphopantothenoylcysteine decarboxylase (gene PPCDC). Gene Ontology annotation, biological process: coenzyme A biosynthetic process. Gene Ontology annotation, cellular component: phosphopantothenoylcysteine decarboxylase complex. Gene Ontology annotation, molecular function: phosphopantothenoylcysteine decarboxylase activity; FMN binding. The record is from RefSeq and is a predicted model, not a curated record. Lineage: Eukaryota; Metazoa; Chordata; Aves; Passeriformes; Turdidae. The transcript is spliced from 6 exons. Bases 920 to 1669 code for a protein of 249 amino acids.
GAGCACAAUUCCUUCCCAACAGCCCACCUAACCCUGCCCUCUGGCACGGGAAGCCAUUUCCCCUUGUCCUGUCUGUGCCUCGGACAAUAAAUACCCAUUCCUUUGACCCACUUUCCCCUGCCAACUCUUGUGUGGCUGCCCUGAGUCCUGUAGGAAAGGUUUCACUCCUGGUCCCUAACACUUUCCUAGGCUUACAAGCCACCCCUGUCACUUGAGGGGCCCUCAGACCUUCUCCUUGACCCCGUUCUCCAUACGCCGAGGUUUUUUGGCUUUUGUUACGUUCCAAAAUCUUGCCGCGAGCCAGAAUCCCUGCUAAGACCACUUCCUGAGCAGCCUGAAGGUUGCUUUGGCGGGAUCCCUCGGGUGGGCACGACUGCGGCACGGGUAGCAGCACAACCGCCAUAACCCGGGACAGGGCCCUGAGGCGCCGCCAUGACACCCCCUCCUCCCGCCGGGCGCGCGCGCUGCCCCCACCAAUCAGCGCCGUGGGCGGGAACAGCACACACCAAUCAACGCUGCGAGCUGGAGGGGCACGUACCAAUCAGCACUGUGGGCGGGAGCAGCGCGCACCAAUCAGCACUGUGGGCGGGAGCAGCGCGCACCAAUCAGUGCCGCGGGUGGGAACGUCGGCAACCAAUCAACGCCGUGCGUGCGCCCGUUCCCGGCAGCCACCGCGGCGCCGCUCCUGCCGGUGCCCGCUCCCCUCGCGGCGCUCCCGGCUAUACCUCGGGCGGUACCGGAGCGCUGUUUUUACUUUCUGGGAGCCCCCGGGGCUUCUCGGUGCUGUUGUGUGGCCUUUUGGAGCCCUUUCCGGUAUCGCUAGCGUAUUAAAAGUCGGUUUAAUUAACUCUUAAGGGCCUGCAAAUUGCUUGUUUUCUAGUGGCUGCUUCCCCACAGCUGUGUUUGGCUGGGUUGGAGCAUGGAGCCCCUCUCCCUGUCAGAACCAGGCAUUCCUGCAGGAAACAGCUCAUCUGUGGCCCAGGAAAAAUUCCAUGUGCUGGUGGGAGUGACUGGAAGCGUGGCUGCCCUCAAGCUGCCCCUGCUCGUCGCAGAGUUGCUGAAAAUCCCUGGGCUCGAGGUAAAGGUGGUCACUACUGAGAAAGCAAAACAUUUCUACAAUGCCCAGGAGAUUCCUGUGACCCUCUAUGGUGAUGAAGAGGAGUGGCAGCUGUGGAAGGGCCGCUCUGACCCCGUCCUGCACAUUGAGCUGCGGCGCUGGGCUGACCUCAUGGUGGUGGCACCUCUGGAUGCCAACACGCUGGCCAAGGUGGCCAAUGGCAUCUGUGACAACCUGCUGACCUGCGUGAUCCGCGCGUGGGACCUGAGCAAACCCCUGCUCUUCUGCCCAGCCAUGAACACAGCCAUGUGGGAGCAUCCCAUCACAGCAAGGCACGUGGAGCAGCUGAAGGGAUUUGGCUACACAGAGAUCCCCUGUGUGGUGAAGAAACUCGUGUGUGGAGAUGAAGGCGUGCCCAGACAAUGGGUGCGAGGUGCCCUGGAGCUCUUUGGCCCAGCGGGUGUCCCGAUGGCAGAUGAUCACCUCCACCUCGUGCUGGGUGGAAGAAUCUCUUCCCAUCCCCCUCCCUGGAGCCAGCGGAUCCUUAUCUCAGCCUGGCAUCCAUCCCUGGAGGGCAGAGGAGAAGCUGCGCUCCUGGCUCAGCCCCGAUAAGGAGCAGCCAUCCAGACGGAUCAGUGGGAUGACCUUGGGAGGAGCAGCCUCCGGGCGAUGGGGAAACCGAACGUAAAGAGGGGAUCAUGGCCAAGAUGGGCUGGCAUGCCCUUGAAAUAAAGAAGGUGUUUCCAAAACAGGCGGGUUGGCCCCAAACACCUCCCAGCUCCUGAGGCUCUCCUGGAACUGAUGUCAGCAGUGGCCACUUGUGUUUGGGAGGAGCUCAUGGAAUGUGCAAGAAUGUGAGGAUUUGGGGCUUUUUUUUCCAUGGGUUUUUGGGUUGCAAAUGUGUUAACGUCUGGGGUUUUUGGUGGUUUUAUUGGUUUUUUUUUUUUUUUUUUUAAUGCAAAAUCAAUCCCUUUCUCAAUCUUUGCUGGAUGCAGACAAAUACACAUUGCUAAGAGAUAAAUCAGAGCCUCUCCUCCUCCUUUUCUUCUCUCCUUCCUCCCUUUAAAGUCUGCAUCAACACUGAUAAUUAAAACCAUGUUUGGGAGAAGU